Ectocarpus sp. CCAP 1310/34 is the source of this 1048-nucleotide messenger RNA. The record is from the annotation of a GenBank genome assembly. NCBI's taxonomy places the organism in Eukaryota, Phaeophyceae, Ectocarpales, Ectocarpaceae.
CUAUAUUUUGACCCACUUUGGUCCAAAUUGUACCCACAUUUGUCCACUUACGGACGGCGGAAAUCGAGCGGAAAUCGACCUCCUCGUCACCGCACGGCAGAACAUCGAAUAGCCUCGGAACGUCUCAGAAUCUCCCAACACGGUAUCCGUGGCAUCUUUCGUAUCCAUCACUGCCGACUGCGGACCGACCGCGGAGGAACAUGUCAGAUACAUGCCACGUCCCUUCGGUACCGGCACGAGAGGAUACCAGGCACGGGAAGAUGCCCGCGGCAAGCCCGGCAAGCAGAAUAGACUACUGUUGGCCAGGGCCGGGAUUCCCGCGAAGCUGAUCUUAGUCAUCCGCCAAUUCCACGAUGGAAUGCGGGCCCGGGUGCGCAUGGACGACGGAGAACUAUCGGACUGGUUCUUCGUGACACAGGCCGUGCGACAAGGAUGUGUGCUAUCCCCACUGCUGUUCAACAUCUUCUUCGCCGAGGUCCUCGAGGUCUUCGUCAUCCGAUUCAGCGAGGAUGAUGUUGUUCUCCGGAGCCUGGUGUGCGUGGAAGAGGGGAACACGGAAGCGGGGGGGGGGAAGGAGACACCCCUUGACCGAGUACGGAGGGCAUGGGGGAUGCUGUAUGCCGAUGAUACCGGCGUCGUAUCGAGGUCUGCAGAAGAACUGGCGAGAAUGAUGACCAUCAUCGUUGAGGUGUUUGGGGAGUUCGGGCUAACGGUGUCGGAGAAGAAGACGGAGACGCUCCUGAUGCGCGCAAAGGACAAGCCGACUACAACAUCACAGCCCGCCCCGCCUCCACCACUGACCAUCGAAGCCGCGGGACAGAAAUACGCCCAGACGGCCGAGUUCCGGUACCUCGGUGGCCUCGUCAACGAACAUGGCGACCUCACCCGGGAGAUCAACUACAGGAGCAGAGGAGCGUGGGCGUGCCUCAGGCGAUAUGGCCGGGAGCUCUUCGACAGACCGUAAUCGCCAUUCCGACUCAAGAUCCGCCUGCUCCAGGCGGAGGCGAUGGAGGCAAUGCUGUACGGUUGCAUGACAUGGUCACCACUC